GUGGAGGAAUCUUUGGUUUGCUGAGCAAGAAGAACCGCUUUGGCCGGAACCCUGUGGUGAUGCUUGGCAUCGUUGUCCACUUCCUAGCCUUUUACUUAAUUUUUUUCAACAUGCCAAAUGAUGCCCCUAUUGCUCCUAUGGAAGGAACAGAUGAUAUUGCUUACAUGAUUCCAAACAAAAAUGUGGCCAUAUUCUGCAGCUUCCUGUUGGGCCUGGGGGACAGCUGCUUUAACACCCAGCUCCUCAGUAUUUUAGGUUUCCUAUAUUCGGAAGACAGUGCUCCUGCCUUUGCCAUCUUUAAGUUUGUUCAGUCCAUCUGUGCAGCAGUUGCCUAUUUCUACAGCAACUACUUCCUUCUGCAGUGGCAGCUACUCAUCAUGGUGGUUGUGGGCUUCUUUGGAACAAUUACCUUCUUUCUGGUGGAGUGGAAAGCAGCAGCAGCUCUUGCUGCCCGUGGCUCAGACUACAGCAGCAUUUGA
Messenger RNA from Nestor notabilis (Kea), 479 nucleotides. Its product is annotated as UNC93-like protein MFSD11. Lineage: Eukaryota; Metazoa; Chordata; Aves; Psittaciformes; Psittacidae. The annotation marks the transcript as partial. The record is from RefSeq and is a predicted model, not a curated record. The transcript is spliced from 3 exons.